UCAGUGAAACCUGCGGGAGUCUCAAAGCUUUCUGCAGCUGUAACCUUGAAUAACUCUCUCUCUUGGGGAAGACAAGAUAACUCUUUAUUGUUAUUGCACAGUCAUACGUGGCUCAAUAGUACAAUGAAAUUGGAAAAACUGAAACUGGGACUAGUAUCUUGUGUGGAACUAAAGCUGUAUUUUAACACCUUUAAUUAAAUUCUCUGUCACAGUUUGGUUUAGACAAAAACCCCAAACAAAUUCUGAUAGGACACCAGAUGUUUGAGGUACCACGAUAACUGGCUAAUGAUCAAAGCCAGUCAUUGUGUACAAUGAUACAUUAUUUCAUAAGCAUAAAGGGCACUUUAAACAAUGACAGGUGAUAUAAGAGAAUUAUAACUGCUUAAAAACAAUCAAAAGAAUAAUCGUACCCACACUGGCAGCUCAUCCAGUUUCACACGUUUGCAGCAACAAAUGGAGAAUCUUUUAAAAGAAACUCUGUUACAGCAAAAUACACAAGACUUCACUUGUGACGUCAGAUUUUAUAGAUUUUAAAAUGUUUUCACAAAUUUAGCAAAACAAAGAUAAACAACAAAAACAACAACAAAAAACUCCAAAAAAACCAAAUAAUCCCCCAAAAACAAAUCCUAACCUUCUCCCCAUCGACAGAUUUUUGGUAAUCUUUUGGGUAUCAAGAGGGUAACAGAAGCUGAGGUUGUUAACAGGAUUCUUUCUUUUGACUUUAUUAUACAUCUUUACUGUCAGUUGUUUCCUAGACCAUGUGGUCCCUAACAUGGUCACAACAUGUUAGCCAUUUAGAUGGAGGCCUGUUAAUUAUUUUUAGUCCUGUGUGGACAUCACAAACUAAUACAGAUCCAAAUAUCCUUCUUGAUCCUGGGACCCAAUUCCUUUGGUGGAAGGUUGAAACUUCCGGCCUUGGAAGAGUUACACAGACUCUCAGACUGUUCUUCAUAUUUAAUUAUUUUGGGAUUUAUUGUCUUGUUGCGUUUCUGGUUUCAGGAAUUUUAAUUAGUUUGCACCAUGUUACUUCAUCUUCAUUUCUAAAGGGCAAAUCAUCCAAAUUAGCAAACUAAAAAUGGGGUGACUGGAGCUCAGGUGGUAGAGCAGGUCACCUACUAACUGGAAGGUGUUUCAAUCCCAGUCUGCUCCAGUCUGCAUGCCAAAUAUCCUUGGGCAAGAUAUUAACCCCGUGUUGCUCUCCGAUGCAUGGAUGGGAGUAUGAAUGUGUGUGAAUGUUAGACAGUAAGCGCUUAGAAACAGCUACGAACAAAGUGCUUGUGUGAAUGUAUAAGUUGUGUAAAGCACUCUGAGUGCUCAAACAGAGUAGAAAAGUGCUAUAUAAGAACCAGUCCAUUCACCAUAAAAAUGGCUUUUCCCUCUCAAACCGCUGCUGAUUGAUAUAUUUCCAUCCAGCUUUGACAAAGAAAGCCUCUGUGGCUUCAGGAGUUCAUUGUUUGGCUCGAAAUAAAAAACGUUUCUGCCAUAAAAUCUUAAAGGCAAAACCUCAGUGUGUCCAUACUUGAUUUGUCUACGGUCAGUUCAGUAAAGGUUAUUCAAACACCACAGCAGUGUGUUCAGUGUUAACAGAAAAUGGGAAGAGAACAACCACGUUGCUCUACUUCUGCCUUUCCUGCUGAAUUUCUAGAGCUGUUGCACAUUAUAUUGUUUUAUAAAUAUGUCGACAUUUUUACAAGAAAGUUUUGUUGUUUUCUAAAAAUAGAUACAGAUCAAACAGCGUAUUUUGUUGGUAGUGUUAAAAGGGCUCUCAGGUCCGUGUGAACACAGUGAUCCAGUGAGCAGGGAACAGCAGUGUAUUGAGAGCACGUUGAUGCUGGUGCAGUGGAUUUGUAGCACAUUAAGCAGGACAUGAUGUCAGCGUGGUGCCUGGUGCUCGCUGUCUCCCGCUCUGAGCCUUGACGUUAAAGCUGAUUAUCCACAGAGACAGGCAGCAGAGCAGCGCCGCCUCCAUGUGUGAACAGCAACAUAAGCUGAUCAGAGGUGCCGUCUCGCUGACCGGACUCUACCUGGUGUACGGAUAUGGUGCCUCCCUCCUCUGCAACCUGAUUGGUUUUGUUUAUCCAGCUUAUUAUUCAGUCAAAGCCAUCGAAAGCCCGUGCAAAGAAGAUGACACAAAAUGGUUGACCUACUGGGUGGUGUACGGUGUCUUCAGUCUGGGCGAGUUCUUCUCUGAUAUUUUCCUCUACUGGUUCCCAUUUUACUACGCUUUUAAGUGUCUCUUCUUACUAUGGUGCAUGGCACCAAUGUCCUGGAAUGGCUCACAGAUUAUCUACAACAAAGUGGUUCGGCCUGUCUUCCUUCGCCAUGAGGCCACAGUGGACAACAUGGUCAGCGACCUCGGUGGGAAGGCCAUGAGUGCUGCCGAGAACCUCACCAGAGAAGUCCUGACCACUCUGGUGAAGAAUAAAGCCAUGAUCAUACCAUCGCCACCUGUUGCUCAGUCUGAAGCUAAAAGUUUACCAAGUACAUCAGGAGAAACAUCCACAGCUAAAGUUGGUCCAUCAGAGAUGAACGAAGAAAGAAGAGAUGAACUCAGUGUAGACUGAUGUUCUUUAGAUAGCAGCAGAGGAAGAGGAGGAGCCUUGGUGAGGAAGAAAAGGAGGGAAAGAGGGUUUUUCCUCAUCAUCCUGACAGAUUUCAACAGGAUUGUUACCUCUGUCAAAGAGACUGAUUUCCUUUUUUUAAAAAUCAUGUUGUAGUUGUGCAGCAGGACAUUGUGAAAAGAUCUUUUUACUUCUUUGUUUCAAGAUUUCUGGGGACAAUUCUUUUCUUCUUCUUUUUUUUAAGUUAUUAAAUCUUUUCUAUGCAAACCUCCUGAAUCUGGAUUAUAAAUAACUCACAGAAGCUGUAUUGUUGCCCUGGAUUUUACUUGUUUCUACUGUCCUGAUUCAGAUAGAAGACCCAGAAUCUAAAUGUCUGCUAAAGUAAAUCAAGCUCACAUCCACACUUCAUAAGAAUAAGUCAAAAGUUCACCUUACAUUUAAAGAUUCUUUAUGAAAUAAAAUUAAGUGUUGGUUUUGUUAUAGGCUGGUCUGACCUAAGUUUGUGGGGAUUCUACUUUUGCAGCAUAACUAUGGGACUGCUAGCUGGCUGGACUGUUUAGCUGAGUCUGUCAAAGUCUUUGCAGAUGUGAUCAUUUAUUUUCAGACCCGGGCAGCUAAAGACUUUUUCCAUCAUCUGCACUUAAAUUUUUCCAAAUACUUGAAUGAACUGGCUUCAGCAGAAAUGAUUUCUGUUUUGUCUUAUUUGCAGGAUCUACUGUUUAGCACAACGCUUGCCGCACUGCUUUUUUUGGUGCCCAAGGAUUCCAAUUAUUUCUCUUCGUGACUCGCUCUGCCCUCUGACUAGUUUGACUUUAUAUAUUUAUUUAUUUUUUUACUAGUUUGACUUUAGAUGAGUAGCUUCUUUAUUCUUCUCAUAGAAUAAAUGACAAUUUUUUUGUGUUGCCAGGGAGAUCUGUUAUUUAGGUGUAUCAUGAGCAUAACAAGGCAAAAAUGGACAGUACUCUAGUGAUCAGAAGGUCAUAGUCACAUUCUUUGGGUGCAAAGAAAUACGUCAUGUGUUCCUGGAUAAUACUGUAUAAUCACAGUAAACAGGUGUACUAGAGUAGUAGACCUGUUCCUAUUUGAGAUGAAUGAGAUAAAUGAAUGCUUUUGUGCUAUUGUGAGCUAAGCAGAGUCAUGGAGCUGGAAAUGAGAUCCACUUUACAUGAGAACUGUGCAGAAUAAUUCAAUUUUCACUCUUCAGCUAAACAGCUUCUUUAAUGUGUUCACAUGUUUGCACAUUGUUGUGAUAGACUGUGACAUGCUUACCUGAUGGAGUUUGCACUUGACCUUUUUUUUUUAUCAUUUGUUAUGUAAGUAGUUGCACACUUGACUUUGUAACAGCAGCAGUUGGCUCUGUACUUGGCUUUGCAUGUUUCUCCUGUUCGUACAGUAAAAUCUAACCUCACUGUGUCACACA
Molecule: messenger RNA, 3981 nt
Organism: Maylandia zebra (zebra mbuna)
Lineage: Eukaryota; Metazoa; Chordata; Actinopteri; Cichliformes; Cichlidae
Gene: reep6
Product: receptor accessory protein 6
Source: RefSeq, a predicted model, not a curated record